Molecule: messenger RNA, 975 nt
Organism: Leptopilina heterotoma
Lineage: Eukaryota; Metazoa; Arthropoda; Insecta; Hymenoptera; Figitidae
Product: nucleolin 1-like
Exons: 3
Coding region: 1-975 (324 amino acids)
Source: RefSeq, a predicted model, not a curated record
AUGGAUGAAAUAUUUUAUAAUGGAGAAGAAUUCAUCUAUGGUAACGUAAGCUAUGCUCCAGGUCCACCGGAGGAAUCUAUAUAUUGCAUUUGUAAUAAUAGCGAGUGUCAAAAGUCUCAUCCAGCUUUAGAAAAUGAUCCACGUUUUAAUAAAUUGGCAGUAAAAAGGUCGCGAGUUGAAAAGGACAUACCAUUAUUAUCAUCAUUAACAAAGGAGCGACUUUUGAAAGAGCGAAUUGCACAUUUGGAGAAGGAGUUGAAGAAGAAAAGACUUGCUGGACAAAAUCAAGAAGUUCACAAAUCCAAAAGAAAGCGACCUUCCAGGUGGGAUGUUCCAAAAGAAGAUGAAUAUAUUCCAAAAUGUAAAAUAGCCUGCUCAAUUCCAUUAACACAAAAUUCCACUAUACAAAAAUUAAAACCAAUACUCCCAAUUCCAUUAAAAAUAACACAACCAACUCCUUCAACGUCACAAGAAAACCCAAAACAGUCAAACGAAAAUAUUUCAAAUGUGUUAUUUGGAUAUAUUCCACCAAGGGUUCUCUCACCGAUCCACUCACUGAAUAACUCUCCGAAUAACUCUCCGAUUAACUCACCGAUUUAUUCACCGAUUAACUCACCGAUUUGUUCACUUUCGAUUUAUUCACCGAUUCAUUCAACAUCAUCGCAGUCAGAAAAAAAGCGAAAAAAAAAUUCAGAUUCAAGCUCAUCAGAUUCAAAUUCAAGCUCAUCGCAGUCAGCAAAAAAACGAAAAAAAAAUUCAGAUUCAAGCUCAUCAGAUUCAAAUUCAAGCUCAUCAGAUUCAAGCCCAUCAGAUUCAGAUUCAAACUCAUCAAGUUCAGAUUCGAACUCAUCAAGUUCAGAUUCAAACUCAUCAAGUUCAUCCUCAAGCGAGGAUGAUAGUGAUAAAGAGAACAAUGACCCACAUGGACAAAAAGAGAAAAUGAUCUUCUUCACUUAUUUAAUUUACAAAUAUUAA